CAAUGCUCGUGUGUGGACACACAUGUAUUACUAUUGAUACUUGUACCGUGUCUGUUAGGUACACCAACUGGAGCAUACGCACACAAACGUUAGCCCGUUGCAGGAAUCUUUGUUGACCACAUGCUGAUAGUGCAGGUCCAUGUCUAAUCUCCCUCGACGUAUAUAAGCUGUGCAUAAACUGCAUUUGUACGUACAGCUAUGGCUAAAGGCAAGGGUAAAUCCGCUGGUGACUUCUAUAAGCCUCCCAAGUGGAAGCGAGGUGGCCGUAGCACACACAAGCACAAGACCUUUUCACCAUACCCCAUUGCACACACUAACACACCCCCUCUAGACAGUCCGUUUGUACUGAAGAACCUGCCUACUUGGGCGCUGGCGGAUGGUCGUGAUGUAGGUAGGGAUGUAAUCAGUACACCCGCUGGGGAUAUUAAUAGCACACAGGGUAUAGAUAGCACACAACCCGCGACUGUAUUUACAGACAGAUAUACGCCUGAGGGGGGGGUUGCUGCAAGUCCUGUAAGUGUUAAGCACGUCAAUAAUGCAGGGGAAGAUUAUUCAGAGGCCUUCGUAUCUGCUCGAGUCGUUUCGUCUCCAGUGCAACCGAGUAAACCAAAGCUGAAAGCUCUAUUCACAGGCACGGCUGUGCAUGUGGUUGACGUCGCACACGCCACGAUCCUUUAUCAACAGGUG
Molecule: messenger RNA, 687 nt
Organism: Sphaeroforma arctica JP610
Lineage: Eukaryota; Ichthyosporea; Ichthyophonida
Exons: 1
Source: RefSeq, a predicted model, not a curated record